Messenger RNA from Pocillopora verrucosa, 2627 nucleotides. RefSeq names its product guanidinobutyrase-like. NCBI's taxonomy places the organism in Eukaryota, Metazoa, Cnidaria, Anthozoa, Scleractinia, Pocilloporidae. Gene Ontology annotation, molecular function: metal ion binding; agmatinase activity. The record is from RefSeq and is a predicted model, not a curated record.
CACUGCUCGACUGACAGUUUUUAUGCUGUUUGUGGCUGUUAAUCAACACCUUUUUAGGUCGAGGGGACAUAACUUAAAAUCCAUUUCCGAAUACUUUGCUGUUUGUUCUUUUUCUGAUUAAUUAUUUUUUAUAUGAUUAUUCUUUGGAAAUGAUAUCAGGGAGGUAACGGGUGAUUGUUGUCCUCAGAGAAAAUCACUUAGCCGUAAAAGCCGCUGCUCCUCCUCCUGCGGGCCUACUCGUUCCAAACGCACGCGAGAAGCAAAGACCAUUUUAUUAUGAAUCGCUCAAGCCGUGUUUUGCGUUUUUUGGUUUGUUCAAACGCACCGAGGCUUCAUUCCCGCAAUGUCACCGUUUGCAGUCGUCUAUCGAGAGAUUUCAACUAUCCGAUGAGCCCGAACGAUAUGCCACGUGCCGGUGGAAUAGCUUCCAUGAUGCGACUUCCUGUACGAGAAACUGCCGAGGGACUGAAUGUUUGUUUUAUUGGGAUUCCCCUGGACUCUGGAACUUCAAACAGAUCCGGAACUCGCCUCGGCCCAAGACAAAUACGAGCAGAAUCAUGUUUGCUUCGCCCUUACAAUAAUGCUACAGGAGCAGCACCAUUUGAAUCUCUCAUGGUUGCCGAUCUUGGUGACAUUCCUAUUAAUACAUACAACCUUGCUGCAACCGUGGAAAUCAUCCAUAAACAUAUUGCAACAAUUGCUGGUUAUGGCUGUGUACCUCUAGUUUUGGGAGGUGAUCACACUAUUUCAUAUCCUAUUCUUAAGGGAAUCAAGGAAAAGCAUGGACCUGUUGGUCUUGUUCAUGUAGAUGCUCAUUCUGAUACAAAUGAUGUCAUGUUUGGGGAAAAAAUUACCCAUGGAACAACAUUCCGCAGAGCAGUCGAGGAAGGGCUGUUGGAUUGUGAUCGUGUAGUACAGAUUGGUUUACGAGGUUCUGGAUAUACUGGAAAGGAUUACGCUUGGGCAGAAGAUCAGGGUUUUCGGUUGGUGUCUGCAAAGGAUUGUUGGCACAAGUCUUUGGAACCACUGAUGGCUGAAGUUCGUCAGCAGAUGGGAAGUGGCCCAGUCUAUAUAUCUUUUGAUAUUGACAGUUUGGACCCAGCAUUUGCACCAGGAACUGGAACCCCAGAAAUUGGGGGCCUCACCUCCAUACAAGGCAUAGAGAUUGUAAGAGGGUGCCAUGGAUUGAACAUUGUUGGUGGUGACUUGGUUGAGGUCUCGCCACCCUAUGACACAACUGGGACAACAGCUCUAACAGCAGCCAACUUGUUGUUUGAAAUGUUAUCUGUUCUGCCUGGGGUAAUUUACAAGUCAUAAGAUGCACAAGUGUAUAAACUGUGAGCUUGUUUCAUGUAUUGUGUUGAAAUUUGUGGAAAGAUAGGAUAACCACAAAUAACUUGUAAAUGUGUCCCAUUGACCAAGUUCAAGGUCUGUACUGUAAGUUAUGGACAAUGCUUUUCUCCUCUUGGAAUUCUGUCCCAAGUGCAAAAGUGAAAUACAGGCCACUCAAUUGAGUGCUUGUAUUAACUGAGAGAUGUAAUAAUGUAAGUGUACCAUUCUAUUUUAUUAAACGUGAGACAUAAACUUUGGUAACAUUUAAAAAUGUGCUUGUUUAAUGUAUUCUCUGAAGUAACUUUAGACAGAAAUACAGGUAUUUUGGGGGCAUAGAAUGAAGCCAUGAAGCAGUCAAUGUUUACCCCUCCUUGUGUAUUGAUAAUGAUAAUGACAGGAAUAACAAUGAUAACAAUAAUGAUGAUGAUGUUGAUGUUGAUAACAAGGUUGAUGCUGGUAAUUAUUGGGGUGAUGACAGUGAUCAUGAAAACUGCAAGAAUUACACUGUAAUAGACAUGUGUUGAUGUGAGCUUAAUCCAUCUUUAGUUCUCUGAGCUCCUCUGUGCUCAAAACUGGGAGAAAAAUUCCACAUCACUUCUACGCAAGUCAUUCACAGUACGAUAAUGAAAUCCUGUAGCCAUUUGCAAAUGUUGAUAAAUUUAUUUCAUGCCACAAAUACUCAACACACUGCUCAGGAAUUUUUUUUUUUCAAACUGGGGGUUAACUUCCUGAGAACAGUAACACUGAUCGACAAUCAUGUUACAACUGCAUACAAUAACACCAACAAUGUUACAAUGUCACUUCAUACUCAUAUGCAAAAUGUUACAACUGACAUUAAAUUUCUAGCUUAUGAGCAUGCCCUUGCUAUCAGUGCUGCAGCACAAGUACUUUGCCUGCAAGUAAGUUUAAGGUCUUGGGCAAAGUAAGUCUGUGAGAGGCCUGCAAGUGGUUUAGCAGUGAUCAUUAAUAAAGCCAGACCCCUUGCAAACCUCUCCUAGCUCACUUUGAUCAUAACUUCAAACUUAAUUGCAUUUGAACUUAUUAUUUUUUCAAAACAAACUCUUAUGAAAAAGAUGUUUUACUCAUUAAGUGAAUUGCAACAAAGUUGUCCUGAACCGUUCUUCAGAGAUGAAAAUGUAACGUACAAAAUUGAAAUGUAUAAACCCAACUUCAACAUGUUCAAAGGGGGUAAGUUUCUUAAGAAACUGUGGUGCUGGGUUAUCAGGGGGUAUAACAAUUUAAAUUGGUUUAUCAACUGAGUUGGAAAUAAAAUUGGCCACUGUAUAGAAUUUCUC